AUGGAAGACAACUCCCAAUCAUAUAAGACUAUAUUUUCACUGGGGCGGUUCAAAAUCCGAAAACUAAAAAAUGGGGCUCCCAAAGAACAAGCCAAAGGGCUCCCCAAACCCCUAACACCUCCACCCAAAGUGGAGGACAAUGGAUCUCUUUGUGCCCCACCGGAUUACGAGACCAUGAUGGACGCCUCCCCCCGAUAUGAAUUCUACGCCCUUUCAGGACCGCCGGGACGUCGAAAGAUUCGGCCUACGCUUGACAUGCUCAGAAAUGCAACACCGUCCUCUCCGCCUCAUCAGGAUUCUACAAAGGAGGGGGGCGGUAUUGACGUGGAAGCUGACAAACCAAAAUCCGAACCUGUCCGGUUCGGCUGGGUGACUGGUGUCAUGAUCCGGUGCAUGCUGAACAUUUGGGGUGUGAUCCUUUACCUGCGUUUGCCAUGGAUAACUGCUCAGGCUGGUAUAGGGCUGACCUGGCUGAUCAUUUUAAUGUCAACGGUGGUGACGACCAUCACUGGCCUAUCCAUUUCGGCCAUCUCCACCAAUGGCAAAGUCAAAGCAGGAGGUACUUAUUUCAUCAUCUCGCGUAGCUUGGGCCCGGAGCUUGGUGGCUCCAUCGGGCUUCUCUUCUCCUUCGCCAACGCCGUCGCUGUGGCCAUGCAUGUGGUGGGCUUUGCCGAAACGGUCAGGGAUCUCUUGGUGGAGUACGACGCGGUGAUGUGUGACCCAGUGAACGACAUACGCAUCAUAGGUGUGAUCACUGUCACUUUCCUGCUUGCCAUUACUGUCGCUGGCAUGGAAUGGGAAGCGAAGGCUCAGAUUGUCUUCUUCAUUGUCAUCAUGGUAUCUUUCAUCAACUUCUUCGUCGGGACCUUUAUGCCAACCUCAAAAGAACAGCAGUCCAAGGGGCAUUUCAGCUAUAAAAGCGAAAUCUUCUUGCAGAACAUGAUGCCCGACUGGCGAGGAGAGGAUGGGAGUUUCUUUGGCAUGUUCUCCAUCUUCUUCCCUUCAGCUACUGGCAUCCUGGCUGGUGCCAACAUCUCCGGAGACCUCAAGGACCCUGCAGUGGCCAUCCCUCAAGGAACACUCAUGGCCAUCUUCUUGACCACUGUGACGUACCUGGCUAUCACUGCCACCAUAGGCGCUUGCAUGAUCCGUGAUGCCAGCGGCAGCCUGAAUGACACCAUAGCCGCCACCAACAUCACGGGGGAGGACUGUGUCGGUUUGGGUUGUGGCUACGGGUGGAACUUCACAGAGUGCACCUUGGAUGGGACCUGCAAAUACGGGCUGGCCAAUGACUACCAGACGUUGCGCAUGGUGUCAGCCUUUGCCCCCCUCAUCACUGCCGGGAUUUUCGCCGCCACCCUGUCUUCUGCUUUGGCUUGUCUCGUCUCUGCUCCUAAAGUCUUCCAGUGCCUUUGCCAGGACCACCUUUACCCCUUCAUUGGCUACUUUUCCAAGGGAUACGGGAAGAACAAUGAGCCUCUCCGGGCCUACGUCUUGACCUACGUCUUGGCUGUGGCCUUCAUCCUCAUUGCCAAUCUCAACACCAUCGCCCCCAUCAUUUCCAACUUCUUCCUCUGCUCGUACGCCCUCAUCAACUUCAGCUGCUUCCACGCCACCAUCACCAACUCCCCAGGCUGGAGACCUUCCUUCCGCUACUUCAACAAAUGGACUGCCCUCUUCGGGUCUGUCAUCUCCGUAGUCAUCAUGUUCCUGCUGACGUGGUGGGCAGCCCUCAUCGUGGUUGGGGUCAUUGUCAUGAGCUUGGCGUACGUCGCCUACAAGAAACCGGAGGCAAACUGGGGUUCCUCGGUGCAAGCUGGCACCUACAACAUGGCCCUGUCAAACGCUGUGAACCUUGUCAACGUAGAAGAUCAUGUCAAGAAUUUCCGGCCACAAUGUAUGGUCCUCUCUGGCCCACCCAACUUUCGCCCAGCCCUGGUGGAUUUUGUUGGCGCCUUCACCAAGGGGGUGAGCCUCAUGAUCUGUGGAAACGUGCUGGAGGGGCCAGACACCCCGUCCGCCGACGAUUACGACGAACAGCUCCUGUGGAUGAGUUCUCGGAAGGUCCGCUCGUUCUACGCCUGCAUCUCAACAUCCGAUCUGAGAACGGGGGCGAGAAACCUCAUGCAGGUCUCGGGCUUGGGCCGUCUCAAACCCAACACCAUCGUCCUGGGUUACAAGCAGAACUGGCAAUCAGACAGUCCCCACAGCCUGGACAGUUACGUGGGCAUAAUACACGAUGCUUUUGACAUCAGUGCAGGAGUGUGCGUCCUCCGGAUGCGCGACGGGCUGGAUGAGUCACGGACGGUGAAGGCCCAAGUGAACUUGGGCUUUGAGGAUCCUGAAGCAACUGUGGGCCCGGAGAGUAAAUGUGAGGCAUUCAAAGUAAUUGGUGCCGACAAGCUCCUGGAGACAGUGUUCCAGAGCAAGCAGAAGAAGAAAAACAUCGACAUCUAUUGGCUGUUCGAUGAUGGUGGGCUGACCCUUCUCAUCCCCUACCUCCUCACCCGCCGAAAACGCUGGAGCCACUGCAAAGUCCGCGUCUUCAUCAGCGGGCAGAUCUCCGAUGCUGAACAGCAAAGAAAAGAGAUCCAGCUGCUGCUGAACAAGUUCCGCUUGGGCUUCCACGAGGUCGUGGUGCUGCCUGAAAUGAAGUGGAAGCCGGAGGAGACGAGCCUCAAAGAGUUUGAGGAUCUCAUCGCCCCAUUCCGCCUCAACGAAGGCCAGAGGGGCCAAGAAGCCAUGGAAGACAUGAAAAAGGACGAGCCCUGGAAAGUCACCGACGAAGACCUCAGAGUCUACAAGAGAAAGACCGAGCAGCACAUUUAUCUCCACGAGAUCCUGCAGGACCAUUCACGCAAUGCGGCCCUGAUCGUCAUGAGCCUCCCUGUAGUCCGAAAAGAGGCCUGUCCAAGCGCGCUCUACAUGGCCUGGCUGGAGACCGUCUCCAAGAACCUACACCCGCCCUUCGCCUUCAUCCGGGGUAACCAGCAGGAUGUACUGACGGUCUACUGCCAGUAG
This is a messenger RNA of Euleptes europaea (tarantolino), 3021 nucleotides long. RefSeq names its product solute carrier family 12 member 3-like. Bases 1 to 3021 code for a protein of 1006 amino acids. Lineage: Eukaryota; Metazoa; Chordata; Lepidosauria; Squamata; Sphaerodactylidae. Gene Ontology annotation, molecular function: sodium:potassium:chloride symporter activity. The transcript is spliced from 27 exons. Gene Ontology annotation, biological process: chloride ion homeostasis; potassium ion import across plasma membrane; chloride transmembrane transport. Gene Ontology annotation, cellular component: membrane. The record is from RefSeq and is a predicted model, not a curated record.